Molecule: messenger RNA, 4659 nt
Organism: Branchiostoma floridae (Florida lancelet)
Lineage: Eukaryota; Metazoa; Chordata; Leptocardii; Amphioxiformes; Branchiostomatidae
Product: adhesion G protein-coupled receptor L2-like
Exons: 24
Coding region: 570-3482 (970 amino acids)
Biological process (GO): adenylate cyclase-activating G protein-coupled receptor signaling pathway; cell surface receptor signaling pathway
Cellular component (GO): membrane
Molecular function (GO): G protein-coupled receptor activity
Source: RefSeq, a predicted model, not a curated record
CCAUGUUCGCUUGUAAACAUUUGCUUUGUCCAUUGUUCGUCACCUUGAGUGACCUUCCCUCCCCACAACUUACUCUGAUCCUCCCAUAAACAAGUUAGGACUGCCACAAAACUAUUUCACAGCCAAGACGAGCGAAACAGACCUAAAUGUCAAAGUGUCAACUCCUUGGAAACUGCGGGUGUUUAUUUGACGACGAUCCAAACGAACACGGUUUCGUCACCCCUGUCUUGUUGAUUUUCUUCUGCUUGGUUGGGCCGAGCCGUAAGCCAGAGAACGCCCCCGGGUAUCUCCUCGUGCCAUUAUGAGUCAACCACAGGGCAAGUAGUGGGCGGGGGUGUCAUCCGUUUGACAUUAUGCACUCGUCUGGGCGUACACUACAAUGAUUAUUUGGCGACUGCGCAUUAACACAUGUGCGAAUGUUCCAGCGACUGGUCGUAUCAUCGCAUUCACAUUUCAAGGACUGUUGAGGGAAAGAAGUAGACUUCACAAGGCACCGUGGUUUCUUAAGAAGAUCAGGAAGCGUCCCGUUCUCAAGCUCUGACUCGCAUACUAAACAGGUGUAAACAGACAUGUCGACGGGCAACAAGUUGGUGGCCAUCUUGUUUCUACUCCAUGUGAUGCGUGACCCAGGUGUUACUGACGGAGUGGACGGGCAGAGCACAACAACACCGGGUACAUCAAGUUAUGGUCGUUCGAAGAAGAUAAUCUUCCCCUAUCCUCGCAGCAUCAGUAACUACGCCAAAAUGAAUGCCACACUCUCUGAGCAACUGGGCAGUUUUACUCUCUGUGUGCACAUGCGUACAAACGAUACUGCCGGCUCUUUAGUCAGUUAUGCAACCAGAAGAUCCAGCAACGAGGUAUUCAUUGAAGGAUGGAGAGGAAAAGGCUUCAAGAUACUCGCAGCAGGCGGAGUGAGUGAAGGAAAAACGUUCAGUCUACCAGUUUUGGACGGCUUAUGGCACGAGAUAUGUCUAACGUGGCAGGGCCGAGACGGAGCAUGGAAGCUAUACGUUGAUGGUGCUCUCAAUAGAUCCGACUCGGGGCUUGGCACGCGCAAAGUCGUAUCUACCCCGGGAACGUGGAUCCUUGGACAAGAUCAAGACAGUCAAGGAGGUGGAUUUGACCCUCCACAGGCUUUCAGUGGGGAAAUGUCGAGAGUAAACCUCUGGGACCGCGUGUUGUCUAGAUCUGAAAUUGGGACAAACUGGACCACGUUUUGUAGUCACCAAGGCAACAUUAUCAACUGGACCAACACAGAGAUUCACGUGUUUGGACAGGCCAGCUUUGCUCAAUAUGACCAUUGCGAUCAAUGGCUCAAUCCAGAGACAACCACCAAACCAAUGACGUUGGCUUCGUCAUCUGCUCCUGCUACCAAAAUUAAAGUUAACUGGCUAUCAUCAAUCAAAGACAAGUCGGUCCCAGACUGUCCAGAGCAGGAGCGCAGAAAUCUCACCUGGCCUAGAACUGCACCAGGAGUAAUGUACACACAGGCGUGUCCUAAUGGAACCGUCGGCACGGCACCUCGGAGGUGUGGCACGGACGGUACAUGGGAGGGGGAGCCUGACCUGAGCGACUGUACAUCACCUUGGGUUGGCGAACUCUUCAACCUUAUAGAACAGGGAGGCCCGGCAGGGGAUGUGCUGUCCCUUGUGAAAGGCAACCUGGCAGAGGAAGGUGAAGUUUACGGCGGGGACGUGAUAAAAAGCAUCGACCUGCUCGGUGACCUGGUGGCCAUACAGCAGCAGCAACUUAGCAACGUGUCACAGGAAGAGAGGAAAAGCAUCGUCAACAACUUUACCAAGACGAUGAUAUCAUGCGUCAGCGCAAUCCUCAGCAGCAAACGGGGUAACGCCUGGGGCGACAUUCCAACGGAAAGUCAAGCUGGUGUUGCUUCAGGCGUCAUGGCCAGUUUGGAGAAGACAGGUGUUCUUCUGGCCACGUCAUCCCCAAACGAGACAAUCUCUAUCGUCGAGGAAAACGUCGUGAUGGACAUACGUUCCGGAUCAAAAGAGGAGGCCAUGACCUUUCCCGACCUGACGAUGGGUGAAUCGUCCGCCUGGAGAAACGUAGAGGACAAAAUAGCGCUCCCGAAGACAGGUCAACCAGUGGUCUCUGCACUCUACAGUCACACAUUGAGCAGCUAUCUCAAACCCAAGUCCACGAACAGGACCAACCCCGGCAGCAAUGAGGCGGAGGAGAAGAUCGUCAACUCUCGGGUCAUUUCGGCAACGGUCGUAAAUGAAAACUCGUCGACUGAGCUAGAUGGUGUCGUUACCAUCGUGUUGGAACAUAUCAGCGAUGAGAAGACUAUUAACUUAUCAACGGCCUCUUGCUCUUUCUGGAACUUCUCUCUUGGCGGGUUUUGGUCCAACGAAGGUUGUACAAAGAACUCCGACAAAAGUAACCUGACUCACACAAUCUGUGAGUGCACUCAUCUCACCAACUUCGCUAUCCUGAUGUCCGUGACCGAACUAGAGCAUUCCUUCGCCUUAAAUGUCAUCACCUAUGUGGGGUGUAUCAUCUCCAUCGUGUGCCUGUUCCUCUGUAUCUGUGUAUUCCUGGGAUUCAGACGAGUCCGCUGUCCCCGAACCAUCAUCCACGCAAACCUGUGUUUCUGUCUGCUGGCUGCUGAGGUGGUCUUUCUGGUCGCAGUUGAAAAGACACAGAAUGUGGUCGUUUGUGACGUGAUCGCGAUCAUCCUCCACUACCUGUUCCUGGCCGUCUUCACCUGGAUGUGUGUGGAAGGAGUGGAGCUGUACGUCUUACUGGUCAAGGUCUUCAAUCUAAAGAAGAAGAGGCUGAUCUACUAUUACCUUAUCGGCUACGUGACGCCUGCAAUAGUGGUGGGUGUCUCAGUGGCAGUCAAUUACAUCUAUGGCCAUGUCCACUCGACUGACUUGAACGGUUAUGGGACAGAAACAUACUGCUGGUUAUCGGUUGAAAACUACUUCAUCUGGAGUUUUGUCGGUCCUGUGUUGCUUAUAAUUUUGGUAAACAUUGGGUUCAUGGGCAUGACCCUGAAGGUGAUCUUCUCACAGAAAUCCAAUAAACAAGGCGAGAAGUCGGAGCAGGGAAAGCUCAAGUUCUGGAUCCGCGUGUCUGCAGCCCUGCUGUGUGUGAUGGGUGUGACAUGGGUGUUCGGUGUGCUGUAUAUCAGCAGGGAGACAUUGGUGUUUGCAUACGUCUUCACCAUCAUCAACUCCUUCCAAGGAUUGUUCAUCUUCCUAUUCCAUUGCGCACUGAACGAAAAGGUGCAGGAGGAAAUGGUGCGUUUCUUUGGUCCAUGUGCAUGCUGCAGGGGGAGAAGCCAUUACGACUGGAGCUCCUCACAGUCAACUGUGACACAGUCGCACAAACAAAACGGGGGUCCCCCACAAGAUUCGUCAGGUCCCAACAGCACCUAUGUGUUCACUACUAAAGAUAGCGGGGACACGAAGGGAGACAGCAACAUGGACGAAGGCUUCGAGGAAACCUGCUUGUAGUACGUCGUGCGAUUGUCAUGUCGCAAAUAUUUUCAAUUAAGAUUUUCAAGCUGGUUAUGAAGCGAACCACCGACAAGGAUCUAAUAAUAAGACGACCUGUUGGCGAUAAGGCAGUUGUGCAACAGACACAUCGCACGACCAUCGCACGACGAUCCUACGACGAACGUAACCGGGCCCCAAGAGGACCAACCCACAACUUAAGAGGACCACCUUCAGGCAAUUAUAUAUAGAUUAAACAACAUGAAAGAAUAAUAUAUAUAUAUACGGAAAGUGUUUAUGAAGGUUAGACAUCCAGGUAAACAAUGUUCGGAUACAAUUCAAUCUCUACAACUGGACUAAACGGUGACGACCGUUUUGAGUGACAUCCAUCACUCUUCUUAAGCGUCACUAGAAUGAACUGGCAGAUUCAAUAAAAGUACAUCCAACUAGAAAAAACGGUUGAACAUGUAAAGAUCGUAUGGACACAUGUCACUCAUAUAGACGGUAUAGUUUAAAUGACUAUUUUUGAAUGAGGUAGAAUAUCUGUGAAAUCUCUCUGUGAAAAGCUUUUGCAAAAUUCAAUAUCAGGAAAGGUAUGUAAUUGCGCAUGCGCAUUUAUACAAGGGUAUUCUUGAUGAUGCUACUUCUGUGCAACUUGUCAGGUUAACAUUUUUGUUAAUAUGUUAUAUGACAAAUGUUUAUAUGUCAUUGCAUUAUUGUAUAUUACUAUCCAUACAUCUGUCUCAUAGAUUUAGAAAAUAUAGAUAAUCAAACUCUACUCUAAGUAGUUAUGAAUCAAGUUUGUAAUAUUGACAAUAUUCUAGAUGUACCCGGCUUAUACAGUAUUCUGGUAUAAGCAGUAUAGUUUUUCAACAAACACGAUCCGACAAGGGAACUUAUCUUAUGGCUUAAUCACAACCGUAUGGUCACUAUGUGCAUUUGAGUGCGUUUGUAGCAUUCUUUUAAAUUCUUAUCGCUAUAGAUUACUAUACUUCUGUACAGAUAUGAUGAGCAGCAACACAUGAUGUAAGGGCGAGCAUGUAUUUCAUAUGACUUCUCAAAGACAACAGGCUCCACGAUAAUUUGCAGUACUAACAGAUAACGUUAGACUCGAUUGUGAGAAUGAGCUUUCAGUAUCAAUGAUUACUUUCAAAGUCAUUGCGUUCAUAAAUAAAUAAAUUAUACAGUGAAAGUAUCA